UCAGUGAGGUAAUAACAAACAUGGCGGCGCUCGGUACAGCACGGUGCUUAUUUCGGAGAUACUCCUGGGUGAAAAAUGUCCAAAAAAGCAAACAAAUGUUGGUCAAAUGCACCGCCAGGACGCUUUGUAGUGGAACACAAGAUAACGCCCUCUCAGACAUCACAAAGCCCCAGUUCACAGAUGCAGCCGUGCAGGACCUCCUGACCAGGAUAACAGGCCUGGACCUGGAGAAAGUCUUCCGGCCCAUCAAACAGGAGCUGAAGCCGCCAACAUAUAAACUCAUGACUGACGAGCAACUGGAGGAGGCAGUGGAGGUGGCCGAAGAGCAGGCGAAGAAGAUGCUGCAGAUGCCCCCCGUCCUGCCGGAGAGGAAGCCCAUCCACGACGUGCUGUCUGAGGACCAGAUCCUGGAGGGCAUGGACACCGCCAAAUACGUCUUCACAGACAUCACUUUCAACAUCCCUCACAGGGAGAGGUUUGUUGUUGUACGGGAGCCCAACGGGGUCCUUAGGAAGGCCUCAUGGGAGGAGAGAGACCGGCUCAUUCAGGUCUACUUCCCCAAGGAGGGGCGCAAACUCACAGCGCCCCUCCUCUUCAAGGAGGAGAACCUCAAGAUGGUGUUCUCUCAGGACCGCCACGAGGACGUGCUGGACUUGUGUCUCGUCCAAUUUGAGCCCGACUCCUCAGACUUCAUCAGGGUCCACUCUGCCACCUAUGAGGACCUGGAUAAGCACGGCAAAUACGAUCUGCUGCGCUCCACCCGGCACUUCGGGGGCCUGACCUGGUUCCUGCUGAACGCUCGCCGGGUGGACGGGCUCAUCGUGCACAUGCUGAAGAGAGAGCAGCUCCAGGAUGCAGUGAACCUGGUGUCUCUGUUCCACAUGGUCCACCCUCACAGCGAGUCAGCGCAGGAAGCUUCCAGCCAGCAGGCCGCCGGCGCCGAGCUGCUGAAGAUUUAUGCCCAGAAGGAGUCUCAGAGGUCGGGCUACAUCGAGCUGGCCCUGCAGGCUCAUGAACAGAUGGCUGCCAAGAGCGCCAGCGCCUGACUGGACCACUAGAUGGAAAUAUACAAAUUCAUCCUCAUGACGAAUGGUACCAUGACCAGAGGGAUACACUGAAAAUUGCAUCUCGUAUGUCAAACACAGCUUUCAGUGUUGGGGUCGAAGUGGAGUAUGUGAUCCUUGACUUAAAGAAUUAGCUUUAAAACUGAUGAAGAUGCAGUUAGUCAUUUAUACAUGGAAAGAAAAAUGUUUCUGUGAGUGAAGUCAAAAUGAUGUAAAUAAAAGAUCUUUGUACUAA
Molecule: messenger RNA, 1299 nt
Organism: Gymnodraco acuticeps
Lineage: Eukaryota; Metazoa; Chordata; Actinopteri; Perciformes; Bathydraconidae
Gene: mrps22
Product: mitochondrial ribosomal protein S22
Exons: 8
Coding region: 21-1046 (341 amino acids)
Cellular component (GO): mitochondrial small ribosomal subunit
Molecular function (GO): structural constituent of ribosome
Source: RefSeq, a predicted model, not a curated record